UACUCGCAUCGCUCGCAUUCACGAUUAGUGGCCCCGGUAGUUUAAGCUGUGAUUACAACUCUAUACUAAUAGAGAUCGCUGACUGUGAUCGUGUCCGCGCGGUUUCCGUUUACACGUGACAUUAAUACAGCGUAUCACAGACAACUUAUAGGAAUCUGUGGUUUAAUGCGAGUCGGUAGGCCUUGCAGUAUAUUUCAGUAAUUUCAAGUGAUAAUGGGUAAAGGUAGAAAAUAUAGGCCAAAGAAGAAUUUUGCUGAAAAACGCCGCGAUAAACAGAAGAACAAAGAUGAAUGGGAUAAAAGGCCGCAGAGAUGCUAUGAAGAAAUAAUCAGGGAGAAUGUUGAUUUUGAAAAUUAUUACAAAACCCAAAAUAUCGUUCCUAGCGAAGAAUGGUACAUUUUUAUGAACAAGAUGCGGGAAAACCUGCCGGCCGCCUUUCGAAUAACUGGUUCCAAGGCAGAAACGAAGGCACUGCUUGAUAUAAUUAAAGGGGAUUUUUUCAAUGAGAUCAUCAAUGUAAAACGAGAAAAUGAAGAGGAAGAAGUCAAAGAGAAAGAAAAACUUUAUCCAAAAUGCCUUCCGUUUUAUCCAGAUUCUUUGGCUUGGCAGCUUCAGUUGACUCGUAAGGACAUUCGAAGGUCUGAGGCAUACUUUAGGCUACAUAAUUUUUUGAUUGCUGAAACAGCUAGCGGUAACAUAAGUCGCCAAGAAGUAGUGAGCAUGAUUCCUCCCCUCGUUUUGGAAGUCAAACCUCAACAUAAGGUUCUCGACAUGUGUGCUGCACCAGGUUCAAAGACAGCUCAGUUAAUUGAAAUGAUACAUUCUGAUGAGAGCAACCCACAUCCUGAGGGAUUUGUAAUUGCCAAUGACGUGGACAACAACAGGUGCUACAUGUUGGUGCAUCAAGCUAAGAGAUUGAACAGCCCAAAUAUUCUGAUUACAAAUCACGACUCAUCAGUAAUGCCUAAUUUCAAUGUUGCCAAACCAGAUGGCACGACAGAAAAGUUAAAGUUUGAUAGAAUUCUUGCUGAUGUACCUUGCAGCGGGGAUGGAACAAUGAGAAAAAAUCCAGAUAUUUGGUGCAAGUGGAGUCCUGCGAAUGGAAACAAUCUUCAUGGAAUUCAAUACAGAAUAGCCCAGAGAGGACUGGAGCUCUUGGCAGUUGGUGGAAGAAUGGUUUAUUCCACAUGUUCUCUUAAUCCGAUAGAAAAUGAAGCUGUUAUUCAUAGAAUACUUACCGAAGUUGGUGAUUCUGUUCGAUUAGUUGAUGGAAGAAAUUUAGUACCUGGUCUGAAAUGCAAUCCAGGUGUAAGCCAUUGGACUCUUGCAUCAAAGAACUUACAGUAUUACAAAACGUGGGAAGAAGUUCCUGAGCAAUGGCAAACUCAAAUCCGACCUCAUAUGUUCCCUCCAAAUGCAGCGGAUGUAGAUAAGUUUCACCUUGAAAGGAGUAUGAGGAUAUUGCCACAUCAUCAAGAUACCGGUGGAUUUUUUGUGGCAGUAUUGGAAAAAGUUAAACCACUUCCAUGGGAGAAUAAAGAGGAAAAAAUGGAAGUAGGUUCUGAAAAGCCGUCAACCAAUGAUGCUAAUACUGAAUUGAGUUUGGAAGAAGAAGCAGAAAAAGAAGAAGCAAACCUCAAAGCUACUGAUGGCAAAAGGCCGUUAGAGGCAGAAAAAAAACCGUGGGGUCCUCAAAGAAAGAGGAAAAGGAUGGUUGGAUACCGUGAAGAUCCUUUUGUUUUUUUCAAAGGCGAUAAGGAGGAUGUCUGGCCAUCAAUCAAAGAGUUUUACAAUAUAUCAGAUAACCUGGACCCAACAUGCUUGUUGGUGAGGUGUCACGAGGGGAAAAAAAAGAACAUAUACUUUACCUCACCAGCUAUACGCGAUAUCGUAAAAUUGAACGAAGCUAAAGUGAAGAUGAUCAAUACAGGAGUGAAAACUUUUGUUCGCUGUGACAAUAAAAAUAUGAAGUGUGCUUUUAGACUCGCUCAGGAAGGAUUAAACAGUCUCUUUGACUAUAUCGGCGAAUGCCGAAAGGUUCGAAUCUCAAAGGACGAUCUAGUGAUGCUUUUACAAAAUGACAACCCCAAUACUCCACCUGAGAUAUCAAAAUUGAGCCCAGAUACACAAAGUCGAGUCCAAGAUUUUGCAACUGGAAGCUGUGUACUGAUUUAUAAAGAAGAAUUAAUCGAAGAAGACAAAAACUUGAAUCCUUUGGAGUUGGAGAUGGUUGGGUGGCGAGGUACCAUGUCGUUGAGAGCCUACGUGCCCACUCAUGACGCAAUACAUUAUCUUCGACUCUUAGGAGCAGAUUGCUCUAAAUUUGAAAAGAAUAAGUUCAAAGAGAAUCAAAAUGCAGAGACAUCUAACAUAGAACUCGACAAUGGGGAAUCUAUGGAAAAAGACGAUACGACUGCAAAUGGAAAAGAACUGGAGGAUAAUAAGAAUGAGGAAGAGUCAAGCAACAAUACAUCUUAACAGACGAUCUUGUGCAUAUAUCAUUUGUUAUCUAUGAGCUGCCGACUGGGAAAAAGCAUAUUAUUCCAGGUUUCAAUAUUGUUGAAUUUUGACAGUUUUUCGUUAACUUGACAGUCAAUAUCGUUUGUUUCUAUUCUAAAUUCAUUUAGUUUUAAUAUUGUAUUCUAAACUUUGAAUUCUAUUUUUUAAUCGAAUGAAUGCAGGAUAGUAAAGGAUAAGGCAGAGAAACUUCUCCAUAACGUUCAGAAUUUCGUAUAUGGGAUGUUUUUUAGAAACAAUAAACUACGUGAUGAUAAUUGAUAA
Molecule: messenger RNA, 2781 nt
Organism: Neodiprion fabricii
Lineage: Eukaryota; Metazoa; Arthropoda; Insecta; Hymenoptera; Diprionidae
Gene: Nsun2
Product: tRNA (cytosine(34)-C(5))-methyltransferase
Exons: 11
Coding region: 214-2478 (754 amino acids)
Biological process (GO): tRNA methylation
Cellular component (GO): nucleus; cytoplasm
Molecular function (GO): tRNA (cytidine-N5)-methyltransferase activity; tRNA binding
Source: RefSeq, a predicted model, not a curated record